AUGGAUUUUGGGAAAGGUAGUAAAUAAUUUAAGAAGGAUAAGAAAAGUGUGGAAAUAAGAUUGGUCAAUAAAAUACUUUUGGUUAAAUGUAAGUGAUAAUAUCAUUUUGCGUAAUUUUUAGCAUAGGACAAUUAUGAUAUAUACUCAACCAAGUGUGGGAAUUCAAUUGAAUUAAUUGAAUUCUUUGGCUUCAUAAAUCACUAGUUUGGAGAAUAAAAAAAUAAUAUCAAUUUGCAGAUCGGAUUUAAUGGCUUGGGGUAAAUAGAUGAAAUGUUGAUAAAUUGUUAAAGUAGUGGUGGAUUGUGUAGAUUGAUGAAAAUUAAAAAAAAGAAAGAAAAAGAGCCAUAAGUUUGGAAGGUGGAUGAGUUAUGCGAUUGUAGAUUGUGUUCAUAUGUCACUAAAAAUAAAAUGAUAAAAAAAUGGGACAUUGUCAAAUGUCAAUAUUUUUUUAAUUUGUAAUUUAAGGGAGGUGGAAAAUAAGUUGAAGAAAAUAAGUUAGUAGGUUCUGAAAAGAACGGGAUUUGGGUUGAGUUAUGUGAUGGGUUUAGAAAGCAUUCCCAAGUCACUGUAAUAUGGAAUAAAAUUAGAAUAUGA
Messenger RNA from Paramecium octaurelia, 594 nucleotides. The record is from the annotation of a GenBank genome assembly. NCBI's taxonomy places the organism in Eukaryota, Ciliophora, Oligohymenophorea, Peniculida, Parameciidae.